Andrographis paniculata is the source of this 1192-nucleotide messenger RNA. RefSeq names its product E3 ubiquitin-protein ligase RMA1H1-like. The record is from RefSeq and is a predicted model, not a curated record. Lineage: Eukaryota; Viridiplantae; Streptophyta; Magnoliopsida; Lamiales; Acanthaceae. The transcript has 2 exons. Gene Ontology annotation, molecular function: ubiquitin protein ligase activity; ubiquitin-like protein conjugating enzyme binding; metal ion binding. Gene Ontology annotation, biological process: ubiquitin-dependent protein catabolic process. Gene Ontology annotation, cellular component: endoplasmic reticulum. The coding region runs from base 212 to 907 and encodes 231 amino acids.
UUACCCUGUUUGCCACGUUAAGUCUAUAAAACCAUCUCAACAGCCCCAUUAGCGUUCGUAGAUCAUUUUUCCUUGAAUUUUCAAUCAUCCAAUCCACCGGCCAAUAGCGUAAUCUCUAAUCUGACUCCUCUCUGGAAAUUUUGUCGAAGCUCCUUGAUCGAAUUGGGUUAAGAAAGUGGAAAUUAGAACCAGGCUAUAGAACAGCAAGCACAUGGCGUUUGAGCAGUAUUUCGUGCAAGGGUGGGAAUCAAUUCCUGCACCAACAACAGAAUCUGAGAAGGCUUCAUCUCCUUGCUUUGAUUGCAGCAUAUGUUUGGAUUUCGCAAGGGAUCCUGUUGUGACACUCUGUGGCCAUCUCUAUUGCUGGCCCUGCAUAUACAAAUGGUUGGAUGCCAAUAAUUCCGCUGCUAAAGAUAACGAGCCCCCAAAGUGCCCUGUUUGCAAGUCCCAAAUAUCUCAAAGCACCAUAGUACCUCUCUAUGGACGGGGACAAUCCCUAUCAGAAUCCGAGGGCAAGGUUAUACCUCCAAGGCCAGCCGCAAUCAAGGGACUCACAACAUUCAAUCCUGAUCAGGAACAGCAAGAAUCUCGCAGUCCUCGUACAUAUCCCCACACCUUCCCAACUACCUACACCAACUCUGUGCAGAACUCUUCGCCCAUGUUUGUUAAUAAUAGCAGUUCUGCAACAAUGGCUUCUUUCGAUUCAACAAUGGGAAUGUACGGGGAAAUGGUUUAUGCAAGAGUGUUUGGCAAUUCACAGAGCCUAUAUGAGUACCCAAACUCAUACCACACAGUGGUGAGCAGCACUCCAAGAUUACGAAGACAACAUCAACAGGCUUACAGGUCACUUAACAGAGUCUCAAUUUUCUUGUUUUGUUUUUUCCUUCUGUGCCUCCUUGUAUUUUGAUAAUGUUGCUGAUAGUUUUGCUACCCGAGCAUGAGGUUGUUUACUCUGUACAUAUAACGCGGCAUUGUCUAUAUAUACCCCCUAUACAAUGAUAAAGAUUUUCCAGCUUAGUUUGUAGAAUAGAAUAUAUAAAAUCUGGAUUGUGUAGAACCAGAGGGCAUGUUGUAGUUGAAUUGGCAAACAGAUACAGAUUCCAUGGCCCAAUGUGACCCUAUGAGUCGAAUAAAGUUUGCUGUAUACAUACUGUCCCAUUUGCUGCUACAAUUAUCAUGAGGUUCAUGCUGA